Diversispora eburnea is the source of this 696-nucleotide messenger RNA. The record is from the annotation of a GenBank genome assembly. Lineage: Eukaryota; Fungi; Glomeromycota; Glomeromycetes; Diversisporales; Diversisporaceae.
AUGGAUGAAACACCAUUAUCUUUUGAUAUUCCAAGUAAUAUGACUGUAGAGGAAACUGGUGCUAGUACAGUUAGCAUACGUAAAACUGGACAUGAAAAGUCUAAUUUUACUGUUGUUCUUAGUUGUAUGGAAGAUGGUACAAAAUUACCACCAUUAAUAAUUUUUAAAUUAGUAAAUGUUCCGUUUCAAAUAUUUCCAUCAGGGGUUGUAAUUCGUGCUGAUCGUGAGGGGUAUAUGAAUUCAGAUGAAAUGAUUUGGUGGAUUGAAAAUGUUUGGAACUUACAUGCAACGCGAUCUAUUAACCCAUGCUCAUUACUUGUUCUGGAUACAUUUCGUGGUCAUUUAACAGAUGUAGUGAAACGAAGAUUUGAUGAAAAAAAUACAAAUUUAGCAGUAGUUCCUGGCGGCCUUACAAGUAAAUUACAGCCACUUGAUGUUUGUAUUAACAAAUCAUUUAAAAAUAAGUACCGAGAAUCUGAAUGGGUACAAACUUCAUGGGAAAAGUGUGAUGAGCGUAACGAUGAUGAAUAUGAUGAAUAUAAUGAAGAAAAUAAUGAAAUAAUUGAUUUAAUUAAUGAUGAAAAUGAUAAAGAAAAUAAUGAAAUAAUUGAUUUAAUUAAUGAUAAAGAAUUAUCUAAUGAUUAUAGUGAAAAUAGGUGGGUAUCUUAUGCGGCACUUUACGGUACGUAUUGUUGA